AUGGCAGCGGCACACCGGGUCCUUUGUUACCUCAAGGCGGCACCAGGACAGGAGCUUUUCUUGCCGUCCUCUGGCUCGCUGACAUUGACAGCCUACUGUGAUGCGGAUUGGGCCGGUUGUCAGUCAACCCGUCGUUCCAUGACAGGGUACUACAUACAGUUGGGUGGUGCUCCCGUCUCCUGGCGUGCCAAGAAGCAACGCGUGGUAGCUCGGUCAUCUGUCGAGGUUGAAUAUCGCGCCAUGGCUAGUGCUACCAGCGAAGUUCUAUGGCUUCGAUUCUUGCUUGGUGAACUCCGCGUUCCUCAGCAAGCUCCCACUAUUCUCUAUUGUGACAAUCAGGCUGCUCUCCAUAUCGCUGCUAACCCGGUCUUCCACGAACGCACCAAGCAUGUUGAGAUGGAUUGCUAUUUUGUGCGUGAGCAUUUGCAGUACGCCGAGAUACAGCCGCAGAAGAUUCAUACUAGCUCUUAG
Linum trigynum is the source of this 471-nucleotide messenger RNA. NCBI's taxonomy places the organism in Eukaryota, Viridiplantae, Streptophyta, Magnoliopsida, Malpighiales, Linaceae. The record is from the annotation of a GenBank genome assembly.